CAGCCAGUCAGUCGUAGUUGCUGCUUCGGCCGUGUUUAACGUGUCAUUUUGUGUUCGAAAGAAACGUUGAAUAAAAAUCGAUUAAAAAAUAAAACAAACGUAACAACAAAAUAAACGUAAUCUUUGCAAAAUAAAAGUACAACGUAACGUAAAAAAUUACGAUAAUAUAUUUUUUAUAGAAAUAUAAAUCAAAAACUGUUUCAAAACCCCCCUAAUUAAAAACAAAUAACUAAUUUAACAAAAAAAAAAUGGCUCAAAAGACCAGCGUUUGCAUUGUCGGAUCCGGCAACUGGGGCUCCGCCAUCGCCAAGAUUGUGGGUGCCAAUUGUGCCAAUCUGCCCGAAUUCGAGGAGCGUGUCACCAUGUAUGUCUAUGAAGAGAUGAUCGAUGGCAAAAAAUUAACAGAAAUCAUUAACACAACUCAUGAAAAUGUCAAAUAUUUGCCAGGACACAAAUUGCCCCCAAAUGUGGUUGCCGUACCCGAUCUUGUUGAGGCUGCCAAAGAUGCUGAUGUCUUGAUUUUUGUUGUACCCCAUCAAUUCAUUCCCAAUUUCUGCAAACAAUUGCUGGGCAAACUGAAACCAAAUGCCAUUGCCAUUUCCUUGAUUAAGGGCUUCGACAAGGCCGAAGGUGGUGGCAUCGAUUUGAUCUCACACAUUAUUACCCGCCACUUGAAAGUUCCCUGUGCCGUCUUGAUGGGCGCCAAUUUGGCCAAUGAAGUAGCCGAGGGUCAAUUCUGUGAGACCACCAUUGGUUGCCGUGAUCCUAAAUAUGGUAAAAUUUUGCGUGAUCUCUUCCAGGCCAAUCACUUCCGCGUUGUGGUUGUCGAUGAUUCGGAUUCGGUGGAGAUUUGUGGUGCCUUGAAGAACAUUGUUGCCAUGGGCGCCGGUUUCGUUGAUGGCCUGGGCUUGGGUGACAAUACCAAGGCUGCUGUCAUUCGUUUGGGCUUGAUGGAAAUGAUUCGCUUCGUUGAAAUCAUGUAUCCCGGCGGCAAAUUGUCCACCUUCUUCGAAAGCUGUGGUGUUGCUGAUUUGAUUACCACCUGCUAUGGUGGCCGUAAUCGCAAAGUUGGUGAAGCCUUUGUCAAGUCCGGCAAGACCAUUCAACAAUUGGAAACUGAAUUGCUUAAUGGUCAGAAAUUGCAGGGUCCCUUGACCGCCGAGGAGGUCAACUACAUGUUGAAAAACAAAAAUUUGGAAGAAAAGUUCCCCCUCUUCACCGCCAUUCACAAAAUCUGCUCCGGUGUCCUUAAGCCCCAAGAUUUGAUUGAAUGCAUACGCUGCCAUCCCGAACACAUGCAAAAACUAUAAACAAUUGCUUUCUAGCAAAUCUUUUGAGUUUGGUGUACAAAUGAAAAAAAAAAAAUCAAUAAAUCAACAAAAAAAGCCAACUACCGCUUUCUAUAACAUCUCAACUAUGCUUCUAUCAAAACCUUCUCAUGUGCUAUAACUUUAAGACCUAACAACUUAAAUCGUUAAACAAAAAUGAACAAACCAAAAUAUAAAGAAAAUACCAAAUCUGUGAUUUGUUUUUAUUUAAAGAUAAAAGAAAAGACACACGAUUUUUACUCAACAAAAAUGCACAAUUACACUUAGUUUGAAUUAAAGAAGGGAAGGACAUAUAUGUACGCAGAAAACUUCCCACUUUAAGGUUUUUACUCUAAACUCACUUGUUAAACUACCACAUUAUGGAUGCUUUUUUAAAAAGAUCAUUUCAAAUCCCCUAAAAACCUCCCUACAAAUCCAAUGGCAUAUCUUAACAACAAAAAAUAGGAAACUAUUGUCCUCCGAUUUAUUUUUUGGUUCACACGCCACACCACUACCACCAUUUUAUUGAAA
Molecule: messenger RNA, 1838 nt
Organism: Musca domestica (house fly)
Lineage: Eukaryota; Metazoa; Arthropoda; Insecta; Diptera; Muscidae
Gene: Gpdh1
Product: glycerol-3-phosphate dehydrogenase [NAD(+)], cytoplasmic
Exons: 6
Coding region: 249-1310 (353 amino acids)
Biological process (GO): glycerol-3-phosphate catabolic process; carbohydrate metabolic process
Cellular component (GO): glycerol-3-phosphate dehydrogenase (FAD) complex; cytosol
Molecular function (GO): protein homodimerization activity; NAD binding; glycerol-3-phosphate dehydrogenase [NAD(P)+] activity
Source: RefSeq, a predicted model, not a curated record